GGGGAGCCAUCUGGCUCAGCUGCUCCUCGGAGCUAAUGCUCUUCAGAGCCAUCCCAGAGCCUACACUGAGCCCCUGCCACUGCAGCCCUGCGGUCCUAAAGGCAGACAUGGGGGGUGCGUGGGUUGAGGGGGACAUGCUGGGAAGCACUGUGUAUUGGGAGCCUUCUGUUCCCAUCCAGUCAAGGACAUAAUGGUUCUGAAAUGCUCACCUGGAUCUCUUAUGUUCUGUGAGCAGUGUGUGCUUCCAACACCCCCAUUCUGUGCCAAGUCCUGCCCUAAGGAAAGUCGAGGAGUGAGGUUUGUGCCCUGCUCAGUGCUGUACUGAUCCCUCAUGGAUGCAAACCCUGCAAAAGGAAUUAUACAAGAGCUUCUCUCUCAGCUCUCCCCAAAUUCCCCCAGAGCACUGAGGCAACAAUGUGGCCCCUUGUCCCAGUGCCCUAAGCCCAGCUCAGCACUUUCGUAUGGGCAUGGACCCCUAUUUUACACCAAACCCUGCCCUGGGUUGGUUGUGACCAUGGCAGUCAGUCUCUCUCUGUCUCAGUUUCCCCACUUACAAAAUGGGUGCAGCAGUCCCCAUCCCAUAACACACACAUACACAUCACUAUCAGCACACCCUGCAGUGCCCUGCUGCAACAACUGGAGACGUCCCAACAAGUUUCUGCAGCUCUCCUUUGCCCUCGUGCUCUCCGCACGGGGCUGGGUGGGUGCUGGGGGCUGCGGGAUGGGGCUGAGCAUCGCGCUGCAGGAGCCGUGCCGUGGAGAGGCCGGCAGCCCCGCUUAGGACCCUGCACGCUUUGGGUUUUCCCAGCUUUUUCCUGGAGUCUCUGAGUGAGCGGGGAGGGGCCGAGCUCGCAGCUCCCCAUAAACCUGGCCGCUGCGCCCACGGUCCGGGCAGAUGUGUGGACUCACAGUGUCCCUCGGAGGCUGCAUCCCCCUGUCCUUAAAGCCCCGUGUGGCUCAGCGCAGCCUUCCUGCCCUCCCCGCAGCUCUGAGAUUCCAGACUGGGACUUUGGGGAAAGAGAGGAGAAAGAAAAAGAAAGAAAAGAGGGGGAAAAAAGCCAUGGUGGUGUGGACUGGGCGAGAAAUUCUUCGGGAGAGGACGGUGAGAAAAGGAAAUAGCGGCUGUUCCCCAAAGGGUGAGGACGGGAGAGCGACACAGCUGGGCUUGAACUUUAGCACCCUCUUCUGCGGGAGUGUAAGUAAAAGGAUCGGCUCAUCCUGAGCCAGCACGGCGCUGGGGCGGAGUGGGUUUUCUGUGCUGCUUUGGGAAGAAAUAACAGGGGAAAUAAAAAACAAAGAGAGAGACGCGUUGAGAAGCCCAAAAGUGCUUGUAGCGCUCCCUGAGUUGCUUUGGGGCUGUUCCUAAUCACCACGCGAGGGAAGGAAAGCCGUGCAUGUGUGUUUGAUUGGAGCGGCGCGAUGCUUGUUUUCUUUCGACCGAUUGCAACCCAGCCCCGCCGCGCCGGGCUCUUUGUGUGCGUGUGAGUGAGCCUCGAUGGGAGCUCGAACCGCUCAGCUCCCACCCACCAUCCCCUGAGCUGGGGGCUGUCCGAGGAGGGGACAACACCCCCACGUGUCACUGUGAUGCCGGGGCUGUAGGGCAGCUCGCACAGCACGCAGCUCUGGGAUGGCUGUGUACGCCCUCACCGGCUUCUCGCUGGUCAGCCUGCUCAGCUUUGGCUAUUUAUCCUGGGACUGGAUGAAGCCUGGCUUGGUGGCCGACGUGCCUACGAGCCCUAUGGAGAAACCGCUGCCUCCUGCCUUCACCCGCCCGCCACACAUCAUCUUCAUCCUGACCGAUGACCAGGGCUACCACGACGUCGGGUACCACGGCUCUGACAUCCAGACACCCACCUUGGACAGGUUGGCAGCUGAGGGUGUGAAGCUGGAGAACUACUACAUCCAGCCCAUCUGCACGCCGUCCCGCAGCCAGCUGAUCACCGGCCGGUACCAGAUCCACACAGGGCUGCAGCACUCCAUCAUCCGCCCCCGGCAGCCCAACUGUCUGCCCCUUGACCAGGUCACCCUGCCCCAGAAGCUGCAGGAAGCCGGUUACUCCACGCACAUGGUGGGCAAGUGGCACCUCGGCUUCUACAAGAAGGAGUGCCUGCCCACCCGCAGGGGCUUCGACACCUUCCUGGGCUCCCUGACGGGCAAUGUGGACUACUACACCUACGACAACUGCGACGGGCCGGGUGUCUGCGGCUAUGACCUGCAUGAAGGGGAGAAUGUGGCAUGGGACCAGAGCGGGAAGUACUCCACCUUCCUCUAUGCCCAGCGUGUCAGCAAGAUCCUGGCAUCACACAGCCCCAAGGAGCCCAUCUUCAUCUACGUGGCCUUCCAGGCAGUUCACACUCCACUGCAGUCGCCCAAGGAAUACAUCUACCGCUACCGCUCCAUGGGCAACGUCGCUCGCCGCAAGUACGCGGCCAUGGUGACGUGCAUGGAUGAGGCAGUGAAGAACAUCACCUGGGCUCUCAAGAAGUAUGGCUAUUAUGACAACAGUGUCAUUGUCUUCUCCACGGACAACGGUGGGCAGACGUUCUCUGGGGGAAGCAACUGGCCGCUACGGGGCCGCAAAGGGACAUACUGGGAAGGGGGUGUGCGUGGCAUCGGGUUUGUCCACAGUCCUUUGAUCAAGCGCAAGCGACGGACCAGCUGGGCACUGGUGCACAUCACAGACUGGUACCCGACCCUGGUGAGUCUGGCCAGGGGCAACCUGAGCAAUGUCCCGGGCCUGGAUGGUUACAACGUCUGGCCUGCCAUCAGCGAGGGGAAGGAGUCACCGCGAACUGAAAUCCUGCAUAACAUUGACCCCCUCUACAACCACGCCAAGUAUGGCUCCUUGGAGGAUGGCUUUGGUAUUUGGAACACGGCCGUGCAGGCCUCCAUCCGCGUCGGGGAGUGGAAGCUCCUCACUGGGGACCCGGGCUACAGUGACUGGAUCCCCCCGCAGACACUGACCAACUUCCCGGGCAGCUGGUGGAACCUGGAGAGGCUGACCGACGGCUUGAGAAAAUCCGUGUGGCUCUUCAACAUCACCGCCGACCCCUACGAGCGCUAUGACCUCUCGGAGCAGCGCCCCGACGUGGUCCGAGCUUUGCUGACCCGCCUGGUGCACUACAACCGGACGGCCAUCCCUGUGCGCUACCCCGCAGAGAACCCCCGUGCACAUCCUGACUUCAACGGAGGUGCCUGGGGGCCUUGGGCCAGCGAGGAUGAGGUGGAAGAGUGGGAAGGUGGUGGUGGAGAUCCCCCCAAGAGUCGGGGCAAGAAGAAGAAGUGCAAGAUCUGCAAACUGCGCUCCUUCUUCCGCAAGCUGAACACCAGGCUCAUGUCCAACCGCAUCUGAGCGGAGGGUCCCCAGCAUCGAUGCAG
Coturnix japonica (Japanese quail) is the source of this 3378-nucleotide messenger RNA. It is a transcript of the gene ARSI, whose product is annotated as arylsulfatase family member I. Gene Ontology annotation, molecular function: sulfuric ester hydrolase activity. The record is from RefSeq and is a predicted model, not a curated record. NCBI's taxonomy places the organism in Eukaryota, Metazoa, Chordata, Aves, Galliformes, Phasianidae.